Molecule: messenger RNA, 1833 nt
Organism: Cylindrotheca closterium
Lineage: Eukaryota; Bacillariophyta; Bacillariophyceae; Bacillariales; Bacillariaceae
Source: the annotation of a GenBank genome assembly
AUGAGCAGUAAAAGUCAAAACGAUGACUCUUUUGAUUCACCACGGAAAGCUGACACCUGUAAUGCCUUCACGUUUCUGAUGAGUCAAUCCAAUAAUAAUAUUGGUAAAAAGAACGAAAAUGGGAGCUCCAAUAACGCAGCCACGAACCGGAAGAAGCCUCUGAAUAAUCGUUCUACUGCUUCCGUCGCUUCUGAAAAGAAGUCUUCGGACGCUUCGCAGCCCAGUCGAUUUGCUUCCUGUCCAUAUUGCUCCAAGUCUAUAUCCAGCGCAUUCAUUCAAGUUCACGUAGAGACAUGCAACUCCAAUGCUGAAUAUCAGCAACAAGAAUACGUCAGACGGGAACGUAAGAAGGCAAAGAUUUUUCACAAACAUCGGGCAAGCAUGCCCAAUACAGUUGUGACUCCUGACAAAAAUGCCUUUACAAAAAUGAUGGAUCAAUCGAAAAACUGGAAUAAUUUUGGUGAGAACAAGUCAAUAAAUGCUGAGAACACUAAUAUAGAUAAUCCAAAUCGAAAGGCCAAGCGACAACAGUGGUUCCACCUGACAAAGGACAUGAAGGUCAUUUGGAUUGCAGAUCGCAGUGGUGGAAAUAUUGAUGGCGACAAUUCUAAUUGUCAGGAAAAGGUGGAUAAACUAUGUGGAGAAAUCCAUUGGUCGUCCUCGAUUCUGAUCCACGCUUCGAAAGUCAAUGAAACCAACCAAGACAACAUUGAAUUGAACAUCACCUCCUCGAUCCCGUCAGCUUCCUCGGCGCAGACUCCCUUUGUGCUACACCAUAGCCGCCUUUCGAUUCCAGUUUUGAAAUCCAUUCUGCAAAAGAGCGUUCGAAGACGGAGACCAUUGCCAUCCGUCAAGGUUGCCAUGGAAAUGGCCGACAAGGGAUUGGGGGAAUUAUUGCGGCGGCUUCCGAUCAUUUGCAUUGAAGACUCGACAUUGCAUCAUGAUUUUCCUUUUCUAGUCUGGCUCAUGGUGGCUCAGUCCAAGCAAUUCCAGCCGACGAGACCCAUGAUGACCAGACUGUUCCGGGCUGUAUUUGAGAUUGCAUCUUGCCCAUGGCAGGACAAUCUAGACAUCCCAAAGGCUUCAGACGACGAUCCAAAACAUAUUUCGCUUACUGCCGUGACGGAAAUCGUAAUUGGGGAAGACAUGGAAGAAAAUAAAGUAUUUCAAACUGAAUGCGACCUUCUGCUGCGAUCGAUUUUGCUGAGGCACAAAUAUGGUGGUAUGGGCUGUGACAUGAGGAUGCUACAAAGAUGCGCCAUGUCAUGGAAGUACCGAUUUACGAAAGAGAAACUCAUGAACUCUCAAUUGGCACAAGCUUGUCUUCCCAAAUAUUGUUCUGAGAAUAGUAGUGGUGGCACGACAUUAUCAAUCAGUUGGAGUCAAGUCCCCAAACUCUUGCAUCCCAUGGAACGAAGCUCCAAAGCAGUACUGCCUCUCCUAGUUAGACCGCUGCCAUACUUGAAAUAUUCAGAUGCCACGCCUGCUGGAGUUGAUUUUCAUUGUUCCAACGUCCUUGACAUGCCUCUUUACAAUAUCAACAUGCAGUCUCAGAUUCAAGAGCUGUAUCAUGGAAGUAGCGAAACCCCCAUCAAACUGCUAUCUGUUCAAGAAAUUAGUGCAAUACUGAAGAAGGCUUGUUGGGAACAUUGUUCUGGAACAAAUUAUCGUCGGACCUUUCGGCAAGCAUUGACUCCAAAGUCAGCCAACCAAGCAGAUACGAUACAGGACAAAGAAAAAGAGCGGAUCAAGCGAGUUUGGGAUUUUGUAUCCCCAAACGUGCAAAAGUUCUCACAAGAAUACUUGGCUCAACGGUUGGUAACCCCACGGUGA